Seriola dumerili (greater amberjack) is the source of this 4002-nucleotide messenger RNA. It is a transcript of the gene tgfbr2l, whose product is annotated as TGF-beta receptor type-2-like. NCBI's taxonomy places the organism in Eukaryota, Metazoa, Chordata, Actinopteri, Carangiformes, Carangidae. Bases 45 to 2036 code for a protein of 663 amino acids. Gene Ontology annotation, molecular function: transforming growth factor beta receptor activity, type II; transforming growth factor beta binding; activin binding. The transcript has 8 exons. Gene Ontology annotation, biological process: cellular response to growth factor stimulus; heart development; transforming growth factor beta receptor signaling pathway. The record is from RefSeq and is a predicted model, not a curated record. Gene Ontology annotation, cellular component: plasma membrane; signaling receptor complex.
CUGACCGAGCGCCCCUGAGUUUCUCCGGCUGACUUUGCCCGCAGAUGAUGGCUCGGUGCUGGACGUUUUGGACCGGGAUCCUAGUCCUCAUGACCGCCGGUCUUCCAGGUGUCGUCCAGUCUUUCAGCCACCUGAGCUUCAACCUGUGUAAGUGGUGUGAGGUGUCCAGUCCGGUGUGUAAAGACAGCGUCUGCAUGAGUAACUGCACCCUGUCGUCCUUCUGCACCGUCAUCGAGGAGAUCUGCAUCGCCAUAUGGAGGAAGACCAACGACACAAUGACGGUGCACACGAUGUGUCAUCAUCCCGCUCUGCCACUAGAGGGCGUCGACCCCGGCCUGCUGCUCAACUUCACCUCCAGAGAGUGUCACAUGGUCCCACAGCCGGCAGAGGACGGAGCCAUGAUGGUCUGUGGCUGCCAGGGAGAACACGAAUGUAACGACAAACUGAUCUUCAACAAGGGAGCCAACGGGUUCUUCAAGCUGCAGAGUAAAGACGUGAUCCCGGUGGUCGUGGUUAGUUUGGUGCCUCCUCUCCUUGUUGCCAUAGUUGCCACCGCCGCCUUCUAUUUCUACCGCACACACCGCCCUGACAAACCUGGCCCUCCUGCACGCCCCAACUGGCCCACCAAACGCACCCCAGAGCUCUACCAGGCUUUGGACCUGCCAUGUGGAGGCCGGGGGUCGGAGGGCAGAGGAGGAGGAGGAGGUGUGAUGGCUCCUGGAUCUCAGCUGGAGGAGUCUAAUGCCAAGGUGUCAUCUCUCAACAAUGACAUCAGUGACAUCACAGAUUGGCAAGGCCAAUUGGCUGAACCGCUGCCCAUCAAACUGGAAGCCCUGGUGGGGAAGGGGCGCUUCGCUGAAGUGUGGAGGGCGCGCCUGCUGCAGGGCGAGAAGGGCGGGGUUAACAGCUAUGAAACUGUGGCAGUGAAGGUGUUUCCCGCUGUGGAGUACGCCUCGUGGAGAAAUGAAUGCUCCAUCUUCUCCGACCCCAAACUGGAGCACGACAACGUGGUUCAGUUCCUGGCGGCUGAGGAGAGGGGUCUGCCCGGUCACACUCUCCGGAAGUACUGGCUGGUCUUGGCCUAUUACAGCCUCGGCAACCUGCAGGACUUCCUCACAGCAAACAUCCUGAGCUGGGAGGAGCUUGUUGUCAUGGCAGGCAGCAUCGCUAAAGGGUUAGCGCAUCUCCACAGUGACACGACACCCGGCGGGAUACCAAAGGUGCCAGUCGCCCAUCGGGACCUGAAGAGCAGUAACAUCGUGGUGAAGAGCAGGAAGGAGUGCGCUCUAUGUGACUUUGGUCUGGCCUUGAGAUUGGACCUCUCACUCACUGUCGAUGACUACGCCAACAGUGGACAGGUGGGAACAGCUCGCUACAUGGCUCCCGAGGUACUAGAGUCCAGGGUGAACCUGGAGGACCUCGAGGCCUUUAAACAGAUGGACGUUUACUCCAUGGCUCUGGUCCUCUGGGAAAUGGCCUCUCGCUGCCACGCAAUCGGAGAGGUGGAGAGCUACGAGCCGGCGUUUGGCUCUAAGGUCUGUGAGCAGCCCUGUGUGGACAGUAUGAGAGACCUGGUGCUGAGGGACAGAGGACGUCCUGACAUCCCCUCAGCCUGGACGCAGCAUCAGGGGAUGAGCAUCUUCUGCUCCACCAUCACUGAGUGCUGGGAUCACGACCCGGAGGCCAGACUGACGGCUCACUGUGUGGUGGAGCGCUUCAACGCCCUGCAGCAGGAGCAGGAGCAGGAGCAGGAGCAGGAGCAGGAGCAGGAGCAGGACCAGGACCAGGACCAGGUCCAGGACCAGGACCAAGACCAGGACCAGGAACUGAGACCAGAAGUUGGCAGACCGGAGGACGAAGAAAGAGCAAAGAACUCGGAGAAACCAGACAAUGACCAGGUUCACUCCUCCUCCACUGCUGCUUCCUCACCCUCCUCCUCUUCCUCCCCCCAGGUUCCUAAGCCACAGAGAGACGGUACAGAGGUAUCCCAUGAUUCUCCGGUUCACACUGGUACUGGUUGUGACCUGUUACUGUAACUGGCCUGAAGCAGCCGAUAGUGACGGGACUGAGAAGUAACUAAAAACUGAUUCUGUAGUAAUUUACAUGAGUCUAUAAAAACAUGGUGGUGUCAUGGUUGUGGUCCGGCUGUAGGGGGGGAAUUGUCGGUACUUCCAUCACUUCGUUCCAGACUCAAAUAUCAACAACAACCAUCAGAUGGAUUUCCAUAAAACUUUGCACAAACAUUCGUUUUCCUCAGAGGAUAAAUUCUACUGACUUUGUUCAUCCUCUGACUUCUCCUCUAGCGCCACCAGCAGGUUUAUAUUUUAGGUCCAGACUGAAAUAUCACAACAACUGUUAGAUGGAUUGUGACUUUUCCUCUAGCGCCAUCAUCUGGUUAAAAAUUCUAAUUGCAGAACUGAUGACACUCCCAUCAGCUAAACUAAGAUGGUGAACAGGGUCAACAUUGAUAUUUUAGCAUUGUCAUUGAUUGUAACCUGUUAGCAUUCAGCUCAAAGCACAACUUAGUGUAGGUAUGGUCGUACAGAGCCGUUAGCAUGUCGACUUUUAGUCUGGUUAUUUACCAGAUUUCUGAUUUCUACAUCUCAGCAGUUUUGUUGUUUUCCCAGCUUCAUGACAAUAACCAGAAUAAAGGGAAAUGCACGUCUCCAGAACAUGAUGUUUGACGCCAAUGAUCACAUUUCUCAGCAGUGAUGAUCCUCAACUCUCCAGAGAAACAUUUUGAGCAACCAGGUUAUGAUUCCUUUCUCCUGUAAGAUGAUUUCUAAUGCAGACACCUGAUUAACCAGGAUAUAACAAGGUCUGACUCACCGGAUAUAGGCUGUGGGUAUAAACCUGCAAAUUUGCCCCUGUUUCAGGUGGCAUUCUCCUCCUGUUCCUCUUCCCCUGCCUGUCACCGUUUUCUAAAUCCUCUUCGCUACAGAGAACAGCAACAACCUCAGAGCUUCAGCCUGCACGCUGAAAAUGGCCAGUUUUGAUGAAGAUCGGAAUUCUACAAUCAGCUCAUUGGAAUCCGCCAUUUUAAUGACGUUUUUCGUGUCCCUACGUGCUAACAUUCCUACAAAACAAGUUUCCCUCCGACAGUAUUUUGCAGCGGCACCAGAAAUACAAACAAACCAGUGUUUUUAACCCUAUAGCAGAAUGCUAAUGGGUGCAGACCAUUCUCCAGUGCUAACACAGCUCUGUGGAGAGAGGUCUGACUGUGUGAGGCUACCAUGCAUUUAAACAUGUUCUGUCAUUACCUGUAUAACCUGGUUUCUCUGAGGAACCUGGCUUCUGCAUUCAGGCGCAGCGGCGAUGCUAACAUUCUCAAACUUUGACUCGAUGAUGGCACUCGAGGAAAAGUCAGAGGGUCAGUGAAGUUAUCACAGUUCAGCCUGAGGGGAACAUGAACGUCUGAACCACAUUUCGUCACCAUCAUCCAGCAGCUGCUGAGAUGUUUCAGUGUGGACCGACCUGCCGCUAACAUGAAGAGAUAAAGUCUGAAAUGACUGAAAAGACUCACAGUACGAUGGAUGUUCUCUCUUUGGGACGUCCUGGACUCUUCACCUGAAGUCCAGAAAGGACAGAAGUGACUGGUGGACUCAGCUGUGAUCUUCUCCUAGUCGUAGCUCUGCUGGUACAGACCAACACUCACACUGUUGUUGUGUGGAAACGUUUCAUUUUGUCGGAGCUGGUCUCCAUUUUGUUUUGUUGUGACUGUGAUUAUUGUUACUAUAACCUUCCUGUAUGAACUGUCUGCCUGUGGACGGUGGUUGUGUCUGAUUAAAAAACAAAUUACAGUGAAGAAUUGGUCUGAUUUUCCACUUUCAAUCACAAACCUCUGCCAAAGAUUUAAUUAUAUAUCUGAUUAUUAAUUACAGGCUACAGAAUUAUGUGUGAUGUUUUUAUUUCUGAGAUGUAAGAAAUCUUCCAGUGUCCAGAUCAUUUGUAAAUUCAGCCACUAAAAAGACUUUUCUAUCAACAUGAAACACAAAUACUCAA